Messenger RNA from Quercus robur (English oak), 1129 nucleotides. RefSeq names its product mitochondrial outer membrane protein porin of 36 kDa-like. The transcript has 5 exons. Gene Ontology annotation, cellular component: mitochondrial outer membrane. NCBI's taxonomy places the organism in Eukaryota, Viridiplantae, Streptophyta, Magnoliopsida, Fagales, Fagaceae. The record is from RefSeq and is a predicted model, not a curated record. Bases 68 to 796 code for a protein of 242 amino acids. Gene Ontology annotation, biological process: monoatomic anion transmembrane transport. Gene Ontology annotation, molecular function: voltage-gated monoatomic anion channel activity.
AUGCAAUCAGCUAAAAACAAAAAUUUUGAUCUCCAUUUUUUUUUUUAAGGUUUAACAACAAACCAGCAUGUACUACCCUGGUUUAUACUUUGAUAUUGGCAGAAAGGCCAGAGAUCUUCUAUACAAUGGAUAUGUUCAGCGACCACCAAAGGACCUUCACUUCCAACGCCUUGACUGCAAUCUUGAUCUCUCCUGUCAAUUUAGAGAUAUUGUGCCUGGACUGAGGACCCUUUUUAAACUGUCCAUUCCUGAUUCUGCCAAGGUGGAACUGCAAUACUUGCAAAAGUAUGUUGGGAUAACAGGAGGUCUUGGAUUGAUAGCAGACCCUCUUACAGGAAUUAGCCCCCUCAUAAAUUUUUCAGGCGUGUUGGGAAGUGAUUUUCUCUCCCUUGGAACUGAUGUUGCCUUCGACAUAUCAACAGGAACAUUGAACAAACUCAAUGCUGGUUUGAGCAUCAGCAGUGACUUUCUUAUUGCUUCAUUGACCUUGCAUGACAAGCUUGACUCUUGGAAAGCUUCUUGUUACUACGUGAUGAAUCCCCUGACCAACACUGCCAUUGGAGCUGAGCUGAAGCAUACCUUUUCAAACAGUGACAGUGCCAUCACAGUUGGCGGCCAGCAUGCAUUGUUUCCUUCUACAUUGAUGAAGGCUCGAAUAAACACAUAUGGCAGGGCAGGAGCUCUUAUUCAGCAAGUGUUUUGGGAAAAGCUUGCUCUAACUGUUGCUGGAGAAGUGGAUUUUAUGGACAUAAAUGAAACUCCUAAGAUUGGCCUGUCUAUUGCUUUCAGGCUUUAGAACAAGUUAGUGGAAAAAGCUUCUCUAUUCACACAAUGGAGAACAACUUCAGGAGCAUAUGGUUUUCGUCAAAUAAUUUGUGCAUGUCAUAGAAGACAAUGGUCAUCUUCCUUCCAUUCAAGCUAGUUCGUCCAGCAUUCAGAUAAUAUUAAGGCAAAUACUUAGUAAGUAACAGGUACUGUCCAAGUAAAAACUAGGUAAAAAUAAAGGAGAAGUCGGGGUACACAUGUAUCACUUCCACACAGCAUUUAUUUGAGAAAAUGAGGAUAUAUGUAUACAGUUUUUCAGAAAAUAUUAGUACUUAAAAUAAAUGGAAAUUACUACCUUUUGGCU